ACUGUUUUCUCUUUAUCGUUACCGAACAAACGAACGACUAAUUAAGGAAUCCAUAUUUGGUAAUAUAUUUGGAUCACGCCUCCAAAUGGAAGCUAUGACAAUACCAUCACAAAUGAACUAUCAACCUAAAUAGCCUUUCCAAGAUUCGUUUUUUCACUUUCACCUUUUCUUUACACAGAUCUCUCUCUCAUCACCAACAAAUUCUCCUUUUUUUGUCACACUCUCCAAUUCUUCAUAUACAAAUCUAAUUAUCACAAUCAACCUUCUUUCUUCAAAGAUCUCUGGGUGUUGGCUUCCGGGUUUCAUUUAUUUUUCUUGGCCAGAAUGCAGAAGAAGGUGGUGUUGGCUGUAGUAUGUGCUACCGCUGUGGCUGGGGCUGUUACGGCGGCCAUCGUUGUCAAGCGAAAAAUGAGGACGGGUGAUAAGUGGGCCAAAGCAAUAGAAAUAGUCAAAGAUAUGGAGGAAAAAUGUGCCACCCCUAUUGGGAAGCUGAAGCAGAUUGCUGAUGCCAUGGUUGUGGAGAUGCAUGCUGGUCUUGCCUCUGAAGGUGGAAGCAAGCUGAAGAUGCUCAUCAGCUAUGUCGAUAAUUUGCCUACUGGUGAUGAGAAUGGAUUGUUUUAUGCAUUGGAUCUUGGUGGGACAAACUUCCGUGUAUUGCGGGUGCAGCUUGGGGGGAAGGAUGGCCGUCUUGUAAAUCAAGAAUUUGCAGAGGUGCCUAUUCCUCCAAAUCUGAUGACUGGGACAUCAGAAGUACUUUUUGAUUAUAUUGCAGCAGAACUAGCUAAAUUUGUUGCUCAAGAAGGUGAAGAGCUUCGACUUCCUCCUGGUAAAAUGAGGGAAUUGGGUUUCACCUUCUCGUUCCCUGUUAUCCAAACAUCCAUUGCUUCUGGGACUCUUGUUAGGUGGACAAAAGGCUUCUCCAUAGAUGAUACAGUUGGCCAAGAUGUUGUGAUGGAAUUGACCAAAGCAAUGGAAAGACAGGGUGUUCAUAUGCAUGUAUCAGCUCUGGUUAAUGAUACGGUGGGAACCCUAGCUGGAGGCAGAUACUUCCACAAGGAUGUUAUUGCUGCUGUGAUCUUAGGUACUGGGACAAAUGCUGCUUACGUGGAAUCUGCACAAGCAAUACCAAAAUGGCAUGGUGCUCUUCCCGAAUCUGGCGAGAUGGUUAUCAAUAUGGAGUGGGGUAACUUUAGGUCGUCACAUCUUCCACUAACUGAUUAUGAUCUUGCACUGGAUGUUGAAAGUUUAAAUGCUGGUGAACAGAUCUUUGAGAAGGUAAUUUCUGGUAUGUACCUGGGGGAAAUUGUGCGCAGAGUUCUUCUAAAUAUGGCUGAAGAAGCUGCAUUUUUUGGUGACACUGUUCCCUCAAAACUUAAAAUUCCUUUCAUAUUGAGAACACCUGAUAUGUCAGCAAUGCAUCAUGAUACAUCUUCUGAUCUUAAAGUGGUGGGGAAUAAAUUGAAGGAUAUUCUAGAGAUCCCUAACACCUCGUUGAAAGCAAGAAGAGUUGUCGUUGAGCUUUGCAACAUUGUUGCCACCCGUGGAGCUCGACUGGCAGCAGCCGGAAUUUUAGGUAUCCUGAAGAAAAUGGGGAAGGAUACAGUCAAAGAAGGGGAUAAAAAUAGGACAGUAAUAGCCUUGGAUGGUGGAUUGUAUGAGCAUUAUAGUGAAUAUAGCAAGUGCAUGGAGGAUACUCUGAAUGAAUUGCUUGGAGAAGAAGUGUCGAAAAGCAUUGAGAUUGUGCACUCAAAUGAUGGAUCUGGCAUUGGAGCUGCUCUCCUUGCUGCCUCGCAUUCGCAUUAUCGUUAAGUUGAGGAUCCUGCCACAGGAAAGAUAUCUGUGUUUGCUUUUUGAGCUGCAUUGCGACCUUUCGGCACACUUCUUUUUCCCUUUAAUCAUCUUGUCCUCGUGUUUCUGCAUUGAGCAUUCUUCAAAUUUGAUUUAGAAGAAUGGAACUGUGAAUAUUUAAAUCACACACCUUCUAGAGCACGUAGAGGUGGAUUCAAUAUAUUGAAGCAGGACCUGGAAGUGGCCAUUAUUUUUCUGCUUCGGCCUGCAAUUCCAAUGGAAUUUUCCUGCUAAUGGUUCCCAGUUCCGUCUGGUGGUAAUAAUAAAGUGAAUUCUUUACAUGUUGUUUUCAA
Molecule: messenger RNA, 2141 nt
Organism: Manihot esculenta (cassava)
Lineage: Eukaryota; Viridiplantae; Streptophyta; Magnoliopsida; Malpighiales; Euphorbiaceae
Product: hexokinase-2
Exons: 9
Coding region: 325-1809 (494 amino acids)
Biological process (GO): intracellular glucose homeostasis; glycolytic process; glucose 6-phosphate metabolic process
Cellular component (GO): mitochondrion; cytosol
Molecular function (GO): glucokinase activity; D-glucose binding; mannokinase activity
Source: RefSeq, a predicted model, not a curated record